CUCCACACAGAGAUGUCCACCUUGCAGCCCCAUUUCCUUACUCUCAUACCUUAUUAAGUGUGUUAAGACAACAUGUGGCCUGAGGUGGAUGUGUUAUUUUUUGUAAAACCACCCCCUGUUGUCACAGAACAAACUAGGCCACUAGCCUGGUUGCCAUAGCGACCGACCGUGACCCCAUGGACGGAGCAGCUCAUGUAAUCUCCCAGUGGGGCCCAUUAUUUAUGAGGAACGUAGCCAACCUGCACCUGCCAAAAACAGAACAGAAAUGGCACAAAACAGUAAAGGAGCAGCAGGAGGGACACAGCCUGGACAAAGAAUGCUCUUUACAGGUCCGGAUGGUAUUGGUGACUACAGGCCGAGGUUCAAUCAUUCUCCCCAGUACGUCGGUGUGGGCUCCUUAUCACCUGAGGCCACGGGAGACCUCAACUACCUGUGGAGGGCCGCCCCGAACGCCCCACCACCUUUGCCCAAACAGGCCUACGUGGGGGAGGUAGGCUGGGGCUGGCAGUACAACCAGCUGGUGAACAAUGGGUCGCUACACAGCGGCAUGCAAAUUCAGAAAACGGAUGUACGAAAUGCACUGGAAGACAGAGCGAGCCAUAGGUUCCAGCCCCAACAACAGAAGAGGAUGACUGACACACAAAAAUCCAAAAACAAAGCCUGACAGAAAGAAGCAGCGAGCUCAGCGGGCCACCUGGGAUGUUUCCAGUUUUAUCAAAACAGAAUAACAAUAUAUUGUGUAAUCUCAGUUGUUAUUAUAAAUGUGCU
This is a messenger RNA of Doryrhamphus excisus (bluestripe pipefish), 768 nucleotides long. RefSeq names its product sperm microtubule inner protein 2 (gene spmip2). Lineage: Eukaryota; Metazoa; Chordata; Actinopteri; Syngnathiformes; Syngnathidae. The record is from RefSeq and is a predicted model, not a curated record.